UCUAAUCUCGUAAUCAUGUUUUCUCUUCAGGAUUGUCUAGACCCUAAUCCGUUGAUACGAGCAUUGGCGGUGCGAACCAUGGGUUGCAUCCGAGUGGAUAAAAUUACCGAGUACUUGUGCGAGCCACUGCGCACGUGCCUCAAAGACGAGGAUCCUUAUGUUCGCAAGACUGCUGCUGUAUGCGUCGUGAAGCUUUAUGACAUAAAUCCUCAGUUAGUAGAAGAUCAGGGAUUUUUGGAUCAGCUCCAGGCUCUGAUGUCCGACUCGAAUCCGAUGGUUGUAGCGAAUGCCGUGGCUGCAUUGACCGAGAUUAACAGCAUCAGUAGCAAGCCACUAAUCGAAAUGAACAUCCAGACUGUUAACAAACUGCUCACUGCUUUGAACGAAUGCACAGAAUGGGGCCAAGUCUUUAUUCUUGAUUCGUUGGCGAGCUACACGCCGAAAGACGAACGAGAGGCUCAGAGCAUAUGCGAACGUGUCACUCCCCGAUUAGCCCAUGCAAACGCCGCGGUUGUACUGUCAGCCAUUAAGGUACUUAUGGGACUGAUGGAGUUGAUUGUCGAAGAUGUGGACUUCGUCAACAUGCUGACAAAAAAACUUGCUCCUCCGUUGGUGACGCUGCUUUCCGCUGAGCCCGAAAUUCAGUACGUCGCCUUGCGCAACAUCAACCUCAUCGUUCAGAAACGACCAGACAUCUUGAAGCAGGAAAUGAAAGUGUUUUUCGUCAAGUACAACGACCCGAUAUACGUGAAAAUGGAGAAACUCGACAUCAUGAUUCGUUUGGCGUCACAGGCAAACGUCGCACAGGUCUUGGCGGAGCUGAAAGAGUAUGCAACGGAAGUGGACGUGGACUUCGUUCGCAAGUCGGUUCGUGCCAUCGGUCGAUGCGCGAUUAAGGUCGAGGCGUCAGCUGAGCGAUGUGAGGCAGUUGUCGUGAUCAAGGAUAUCUUCCGCAAGUAUCCGAACAAGUACGAAAGUAUCAUUUCAACGUUGUGCGAAAAUCUGGAUACCUUGGACGAACCUGAGGCUCGGUAA
This is a messenger RNA of Soboliphyme baturini, 1035 nucleotides long. Lineage: Eukaryota; Metazoa; Nematoda; Enoplea; Dioctophymatida; Soboliphymatidae. The record is from the annotation of a GenBank genome assembly.